CAAAUGUUAGUCAGGAAGAGAUUGGAUAUGUCAACAUGGUACGCUAGACUGUGGUAACCGUAGUAAGCGGUAAAUUCAGGAUGGCGACGAAAGUUGCAAACGGUGAUGUAAAAUAUGUGGACAUGAAAACAGUCAGGGAUGGACAAAAAGAGGCUGUGACAAGCCUCACUGGAAUGUAUAUUUUGGUUGCAGCCUUGGUUGCCAUUGCAUGGGGCCUCGGCUGCUAUGGAUUUUCAUUCCUGUGGGUGUUCUUUCUUGUUUCAUGUUUAUUUGUAAUAUGGAAAGCUAAGAUUGGUCGGAUUAUCAAAAGACACUUGGAUUUUGAAGAGGCUACUUUACACAGGAAAAGAGCAUUGCGUCAGAGUGAAACUGUGGAAUGGCUUAACUUUCUGCUGAAUAGAUGGUGGGUGUUCAGCUCCUCGACAAUAGAAGAUUUAGUCAAGAAGAGGUUGGAUGACCGACUGCUGGCCAUCAAACCUUCAUUUCUAGAAAGCCUUGCCUUAACAACUUUUAAUGUGGGCCAGCAGACUCCACACGUCCGCAAUGUCCGAGUGUUUGAGUUUUCGGAGGGAGUCCCUGGAGGACACAAGCCUUGUACCUGGUUCAAUGUCAACCAGCCUCCCAAAGGACUGGACAAUAUGUCCACCUACCAGGUUGUGCUUGAGUCUGACGUGACGAUGCAGUGUGAAGAUUUUAAGAUGAUCUUCCGUGGACGUGUAGGCAGCAAGAGGGUCAAUGUUGGUUUUGACAUGGUCAUUCAGGAACUGGUUCUGUCAGGCACAGUGCAGGCAAUCGUACAGUUCUCAAUGGAUGUCCCCUUCCCUCACAUUGCCAAGGCAACAGUCUGCUUCACCGAAAAACCUGAUGUGACCUUCAACAUCAGCCUGCUGCGGGCAAUACAGAUGAUGGAGGUGCCGUUACUGAAAAGCUGGAUACACACUAACGUCAUGGAGAGCUUGACCAAAGCUCUGGUGGAUCCAGCUUCAGUAGAUAUACACUUUGCCAAAAUUGGACCAAUCCAGAUCAGUCGUGGCAAGCCCAAGAAGAACACUGCAGAGGGUGUACUGACAAUACAGUUGAAGGGGGUUCCUGUCAAGAGUGCUGCAUCUGAUGAGAUCCGAUAUAGUGUACUACGUGUUGGUGACAACAAACGCGAGACGUUGGAGGUUCCAGCAUCAGAGGAGUGGGAAGACGUCUGCUCUUUCUUCAUCUACAGCCUUUCUAAUGAGAAGCUCCAGGUAAAGAACAAGUGUAAGCGUCUGCUGACUUCCACGGUUCUGGAGAAACAUGAAUUCUAUCUGUCUUCAUUCCCAUUCAAAGUGCGAGAGUUUGCAGACAAGGAGAUCAAGAACAAGGAUGGGUCCACGAUGACCAUGAAGAUGCAGUACUCUGCCCUACCUAGCGUCAGUCUAGAGACACUCAUGGAAUCAAAGAAAGAGAAAGUCACAGAAACUUCUGGGGUGAUGUACAUCUGUAUCCAUGGUGCUGUAAAUGUCCUGGUGGCAGACAAGACUGGAGCAUCAGAUCCAUACUGUGUCCUCUUCUGUGACAGGCGAAGGGUGCUGACCACGCCCUACGUUCCACACACUCGGAACCCACGCUGGGAGUCUUGGGUGGAGUUUUUUGUGGCCGACUACACCAAGAGUUCUUUGUCAUUUUUUGUGUUUGACUGGGAUGGAACAAACGUCAUUGACGAUGAUUUCCUGGGUUCAGCUCAUCUGCAGCUUUCCACGGAAGAGACAUGUAUUGUGAAGAAGACUCUGACACUGGGCUACAAUAAACCAUCCGAGGGAUACGUUGUUGAUAAGUCCUGUGGCAUGAUCACUGUGUCAGUUGUCUUCCGACCUGUGUCAUCAGUGGCAAAGUCAGAGAAGUUUCGACAACUGACUGAAAGCAUCAACAAUACUGACUUCCUGUAUCAUGAGGACAUGGUGUCCCCUGCAUCUGUGCUACAGAACAUGGCAUAUCUCCGCCUACCUAAACGAGAAGAUGACCAGGCUGCCAGAGCUUCAACAAGUGCCUCAGCUUACAUUGAAGAAUACCUGGAAGGGAAGACGAUUGUAGAACUGACAAUCCUACAGGCCAAGGAUCUGGUUGCUAUGGACAGAAAUGGUUACAGUGACCCCUUCUGUGUUGUGUUGAAGAACGGGAAGAAAGUGUUCACCACAGCUGUGAAGAAGAAGACAUUGUUCCCCAAGUGGAAUGAGACUGUGACAGUGGAACUCGAGGGAGAUGAUGCCAUACUUACCAUAGAAAUGUAUGACAAUGAUAUGAUUGGGAAGGACUUCAUGGGCAAGAUACCACUGACUGUAGAGAAACUCAAGGAACUGUCUGUCAAGGGCACCACAGACUGGUUCCCUCUACAGAGGACGAAGAGCGGUAAGGUGCAGCUGAAAUGUCAGGUCACCUGCAAAGAUAACAUGAAGAACAAAGAAACGACUGACUCAUUAAAGAAUGAUGUGUUUGACUCUCCCCCUGAGUCUCCUGCCAAGCCAGUGCUACCAGACAUGGUUGUGGACGACACGUACCUCAACUCUGUCCACCUCCCCUCCAACACCCUGAUGGCCACCAGUCCACAGCAGGGACCCAUUCAACGACUGUCAGCCACGAUGCCCAGUGCACAGGUACGGAGGUCUAACUCCGACCUCACCAACAGCACCAACAGCAACAGACUGCAGGGGCGGCCGUGGGACCCAGAGCUUCAACAUGUACCUGAAACAGUUACUCCAAGUCUUGCUGUUUCAGAGAGAGUCAAGCUGUUAAAACAUUAUAAAGAUUUGUCAUUAAAAGUUACUUCAAGUUUUGCUGUUUCAGAGAAAGUCAAGCUGUUAAAACAUCCUAGUAAUGCGUUAUUGUUAACAGUUAGUCUAUGUUUUGCUGUUUCAGAGAAGGUCAAGUUGUUAAAACCUCUAGACAGUUCUAUUUGUGGAGAUAAGCUGUACAGUGUCAAGGGCAAGGUCAUGCAGCUGCGAGGACUGGACAGAGUGGACGGAGAUAUCUACUGUAAAGUCAGGCUCGAACAUCAAAGCCGGAGUAGUCGACUCAAGCUGUUCUCCAACACCCGUGUGAUCGCCAAGUCCCCCAUCAUCAGCUCUUCCCAUCCAGAUGUCAACCUGACAUUCGAGGUUGAUCGAGGCCACGGUGUGUCGAGUGACGAUGUCCUCAUAUUUGAUGUGAAGCAGUCCAGUAAAGAUCAUUUGGCAACAAAAGGUUUUCCUCUCAAGGACCUCCUAGCUGACUGUGAUGCCAGUGGCAUUGUGACAUGGCUGAAGUUGGAGAAUGGUAUCGAUGUUGAGAUUUCACUGUCGUCAGGCUCCCCUAGUCCAACCCACCAGCGUUCAGCUCGAAUCCUCAAAUCACUGUCAUUUAGGAGAGACAAGUGACCUGCUUAACACUGUCUCUAGAGAACUGGAGCAUGAAUAUGUUCUUACAUCAUGGAUGAAGAUCACCUUUCACGUGCAGGCUGUAUAUGGCGCUGUGCCAAAAAAAUGACAUUCUUAGUUUCGAUGUGGACUUGGCAAAUAUCGUUUGAUCAGGAAUUGAGAUAUUGAAAUUUUACUUGAAUAACAUUUGUUUAUGAGGAAGAAUUACUUUAUUUAACUGACUCACUGAAAGAUGUAAAGAUUUAUUUUUAAUUUAUUGGAUAUGAAAUUGUAGCAAAGCAAAAUAUGAAAUGGGCAUUUUGCCAGCCUCUUUAAAUGAUAUAUGAGUAUAUGUGUGUAUAUACAUUUGCUCUUCACUACAUCUCCAAGAGUGUUGUCUAGCCAUCUGUUACAACAGGGGAGAUAAUGUCUAACAGACACUUCAGCCAAAGUCCAUAUACAAAGUCAAGAGUUAAUCAUAAACUAUGACCCAGCUUUCUUUUCUGUGAGAGAGAUUCUUCAGAUCAGCAUAAAAUUGUGUUCAGUGACAUUUUUCAUUUGAUGUGAGGAUGAAUUUUCAUGCGAAGAUAAUUCCAUCUACUCUGAACAUGAUAUGUUAAAGUGGCUUUCUGCUUUUAUUUCAUUGUGAAUAUCCUAGGUCAUAACAAAUUUUGCUAUCAUCCAAUGUUGUGAAUUAUUUAAUGGUGAUGUUGUAUUAAUGUAACUGUAUGGCUUAAAGAAAAAGAUUAUUGUUUUUGCAUGAUUUGACCAAUCUAUUGCUUGACACCCUAUUGAUUUUAAUAUUUAGUAUAAUAGUCAUGUAGAAUCUCGCACUGUAUGUUUGUAGGCUCAACUGUAUUAAGCUAAGUCAGUAUUGCUGUAGAAAACAGUUUUUCAUCAUUUGCAUGUAGACUGCUUGUAUAAUUAUCAACUGAUUAUUAUGUUAUUUUUGUGGAACUGUUAGUGGAAUGAUGGAAUGAGUGAAUUCAGAGUUUACAUGUCUGAAACAAAGUCAAGUAUGAGAGGGACUGAAUGGACCAAGAUUCAAACCCAGACCAUAAUCAUACAGAGUUUUCAUACCAUCAUGUUAACCCACCUCCCCACAUGAAAACUAUAGGCUUUAUACCACAAGAAGUAUCAUCUUUGCAAUGCUUACCAUGAUCUAAAAGAUCAUUGGCCAAAUUUUGUAAUUUCUUGUAGUCUUUGAUUAAUUAAUUCAAUAAUUUCAAGAUACAACCAGUACCCAAAGUGAUUAUUUAUUAUACCGAUAUUAUUUGGAUGUUUUAUGAGUGUGUAAAUGUUCUUAGGAACAUUGCCUGACAGAUGUUCACGAAGAUAUGCUGAUGAUCUGAUAAUGUAUGGUACUCAAUAGAAGUUAAAGCUUGAUUCUUUCAUUUUAUUUUUCAUUUCAUUAUAUUUGAUCUUUCAUGUCAAGAGACUGUAGCAUGUGAUAGAUUUACAAAAUGACUCCUUAUCACUCUGAAAACAUAAAUGAGACUAAUAUGUACUUGCCUCCAAAAUACCUUUUGAUGCAGUGUAAUUCUUUUGAAGAGCAAAAUAUUUGCCUUGGAAAUUUGGUGAGUCAGCAUGUGUUUAGGAUGUUGUAUGUGAAGUGAGUAAGUUUACUGGAAAGGCAGCAGUGCCCCAUGUACUGUGUAACAGUCUGUGUAAAUGGUGUAGUGGUGUUACUUGAUAUAAUAGUCCUACUGGUGUAUGCUACGCAUGAUUGAAGUUCAUAUUCUGUGUGUCACGUUUGUGAUUGUAAGGGACCGUUCAUAAUUUAUGGCUUUGG
Messenger RNA from Haliotis rubra (blacklip abalone), 5154 nucleotides. RefSeq lists its product as uncharacterized. Gene Ontology annotation, molecular function: lipid binding. NCBI's taxonomy places the organism in Eukaryota, Metazoa, Mollusca, Gastropoda, Lepetellida, Haliotidae. The record is from RefSeq and is a predicted model, not a curated record. The coding region runs from base 81 to 3383 and encodes 1100 amino acids. The transcript is spliced from 29 exons.